UUCAUUUUCUCACCAAUACCUUGAUUAUUACGUCAUGAGUAGAAAUGGUCACGUGAUUCAACUGACUUUCCUGAUAGGCGUGAGGAAUGGAUUACAAAUUCGAAGGAAGCAUAUUCUCUGAGUAAUGAAUCAAUUGUGGAAAUAGAAGAUGAAAUGUAUUAUCGUGCUGGUGCUGAGUGUUUUGGGAAUGAACAUUUUACGUGUAAAUGGGAAGUUCUUCAACUAUUUAAGUGCCGAAAGGUUUGGACAAGAACACCUUUGCAAGACUCAUGAGCAGAGACAGAUGUUCCAGAGGGCAAUACUAGGCAAGACUUGCUCAUCAUCUGGGAAGCAGAGCAACACAGGCUUUACAAAUGAUGAAUUCAUGUUGUUCAUGGUCGACACCCUUUGCAGGGAUAAAGGCACCUGGCUUGCUGAUUGGGUGCGCCAACACGUAGAUACUGAUGAUGAUGAACGUAUAUCCCGUUUCGAGGAGGACAUGUACUACUAUACGUACGAACGAUCGCUGAACUAGAAACAUUACAUUGUCCGUAUUCAUUUUGGAACAUAUCGGAUCUGUUUUGACAACGUGCUUGAUUGCUGGUCAAUCCUUUCUAUACUCUUGUACAUUAAGAGCAAACCGUCAUAUUGUAUACGAAAAUUGGACUUUUCGACGAACACUGAACAUCUAUUUGUGAUAUGCUCUGAUAUGUCUGCGACAUAUCUAUACUUAUUUUAUGGAAUUGUUAUGUAUUGUUUCAUUCUUUACUAGAUAUACCUCUACGAUGUAAGUUGCUUUCCAAUGCCAUUUUAUAGCAAAUAUGUAUUCCUAUACAUACAUUAUUUAUGGAAGGAAUACAAGCUUAAGGUGCCUACGUGACAUUAACUAUAGAAUUACAAGCAACACGAUUCUUUUUCUAUACUCGAUAUCGAAUGUGUAUGAAGAAAGUUCAGAGGGUGGGAUACACAGUAAACGUUUUAAAUUUCACUUUGUGAAGCGUCUGUGAUACGAAUUGAUAUUUAUUUAGUUAUCUUUAAUAAACGAAGGACAACUCCUCUUCACUAUUUAAUCAUAUCAUAUUAGAUUUAUUCUUCCUGGCAUUUGUGUUAAGCUUCAACACAAUCAAUAUUAAAAUCAGCCAAUGUUAAGAUAAGGAUCAUAAUAAUUUAAGUAUUCAUUUGUAUGUGUCAUCUGGAACUAUGUACCCAGAUAUCAUCAGUUAACAUGACGUAUUCUAUAUUUUCAUGUAAAGCAUUCAAAACAUGUUAAAAAUAUAUUAUGUGAAGAGAAGUCGUGAAAUUACCUUCCUAUGUUUUAGUUAGUGUCAAUAUAUAUAUAUAUAAAACUAUGUCAGAAGUGUUACACAGAACUUGUCGGAAAAGCGACAACUGAUCGUUUAUAAACACUGAGUUUGUAAAAAUAAACACGAUCUAAUUAAAGCGGAUAUAAAUGAUA
Mya arenaria is the source of this 1435-nucleotide messenger RNA. RefSeq lists its product as uncharacterized. The record is from RefSeq and is a predicted model, not a curated record. Bases 149 to 514 code for a protein of 121 amino acids. NCBI's taxonomy places the organism in Eukaryota, Metazoa, Mollusca, Bivalvia, Myida, Myidae. The transcript is spliced from 5 exons.